Molecule: messenger RNA, 3813 nt
Organism: Verticillium dahliae VdLs.17
Lineage: Eukaryota; Fungi; Ascomycota; Sordariomycetes; Glomerellales; Plectosphaerellaceae
Product: nucleoporin Pom152
Exons: 3
Coding region: 1-3813 (1270 amino acids)
Biological process (GO): protein import into nucleus; nuclear pore organization
Cellular component (GO): nuclear pore transmembrane ring
Molecular function (GO): structural constituent of nuclear pore
Source: RefSeq, a predicted model, not a curated record
AUGAGCGACACACCCAGACAGCGGACUGGUGGUUUCCCACAAACCCCAGGAACCGCAGCCCCGAGGCGAAGAGUUCCUCUGAGCCCUUCCGAAUCACCUCCACCAGCCGCCUCUCGCACCUCACGGCCCUCCCGACUCUCCUCCACCCUGCCACUGGCGCCAGCAACAUCGCAGACAUCGACGGCCAGCGAGCCUCUGAUCCCUCUGACCUUCCUCGAUGGCCCGCAACAGCGAUUCUACGCCGCCGCCGUGUACGUCAUCCUGUGGGCGUGGAAGCUCUACGACUAUGUCGGCCUGAUAGAGGACAACGACAUGUCCGUGUGGCUCUUUUUCAAAUGGGUCCUGAUCGACUUUGUCUUCCUCAUGGGCCUCCCCGAGAUGCGCAUCCCCUGGCUCGAGCUCUCCCAGACCACCGUCCUCGGCGUCUGGGCCUUCCACUCCAUCACAAACUGGCUGCUCAUGUUCAACAUUGGCCUGCCCUGGCAGCCGUGGCUCGUGGGCUUCCUCAAGAUCUUCUAUGACCGCGAGAUCUCCGUCUCCGAGCACAGCGUCAAGGUCUCCUCCAUUCUGCACAACCACUCGCUCAUCAUGGGUCGGCAGAUUAUCAACAUUCUGCCCGAGGGCUCCGCCGUGCUCAACUACGACCAGAUCCCCUUCUGCCUCGGCGAGGGCCGCGAUACCGUGUCCGUGCCGUUGCAGUUCAACUCGACCAUCCCCGCCGAAAUCGAGCUCAUCCGCAUCGACUUGCAGACCGACGAAGAGGAGACGAUCCGGAUGACCAAGAAGGAGGUCAAUAAAAUCGCCAAGGGUAUCAAGGAUCUCAUGGUCGACUCGAACCCCGUCUCCGUCGAUAUUCCGCUUAAGAAGCCCGGUAUCUACCGCCUCGGCAAGGUGCUCGACAACUACAAGCUCGAGGUCAAGCGGGUCACCAAGGAUACCUACAUCGUCCCGUGCCCCAAGGUUGAGUUCCGCAAGACAGAGGCGUCCGAUCGCUGCAAGCGAGACUUGUCCGACCUCUUCAUCGACGUCACCGGCACCCCGCCGCUGAAGAUCCACUACAGCAGGACCAUCAAUGGCAAGGACCACAGCUUCCACUUCCAGAGCCUUCAGCCAGACGACUUUGCCUCGCCUCUCCUCGGCUCACAAUCAUCGGCGCUCGUGCUUCCUCAGAGCGGCGACUCUGCCUGGGUCAAGCCCCAGGCUGUCGAGGUCCGACUGAACGAGACCCUUGACACAUCCGGCCAGUGGCAGUACGCCGUGACCGAGGUUCACGACGGUUUCGGCAACGUGCAGAAGUACGGCGAUGGGGGCCCUGACCUCGACUACCACCCUCGCCCGAAGCACCUCGUCCGGAACUUCGAGGUCAAGGAGCGCCCGAGCGCCCAACUCAGGGGAUGCGAUCUGAGGACGCCUCUGAAGGUUGCUAAGGGCAAGGCGUCGAGGCUGCCCGUCGCGUUUCACAUCCCUUCCUCUGGAGGCAAAAUUCCCGACGACACGUCGCACACGCUGGAGUGGAAGUUUUCGCCCAUCGACAGCUUGACGAGCGGCGGAGAACACGGUGAUCAGGUCAAAACAGGGUCGUACACGGCCAAGAACUCAAAGGACAAGCCAUCUGUUUCCGAACCCGGCCUCUACACCUUGACCUCUAUCUCCUCUGGCUCUUGUGAGGGCGAGGUUCAGGAGCCCUCAUCGUGCCUCCUGCUCAACCCUCUCGAGCCAACUCUCUCCUUGCGCGCCGAGGAGAUUCCCGACAAGUGCGCCGGCAACUCAGUCGGCCUCCGAGUCGAUGUGGACUUUACCGGCACGCCGCCUUUUGUCGUCCGCUGGGACGUCGAGCACAAUGGCCGCAGAAAGGCCGAAUACGCCGAAGUGCAGGGUCAUCGCCAGCAGCUGCUUCUUCGGCCCACAGAAGCUGGCCUUCACAGGUACAUCUUCAAGUCCGUGGACGAUGCCAUCUACAAGGGCCAUACGCUAUCUGGCCCCGACAUGGUGCUCGAACAAAACGUCAAGCCAGCGGCCGUGGCGCGCAUCGAACACAACACGGGCGUCAUCAACGCUUGCUUGGAAGAGCAGGUCGAGGUGAACGUUGGUCUCGUGGGCGACGCUCCGUUCACCUUGGAGUGGGAGCUCGUCCACGACGGCAAGCGCAAGACGGAGCGUGUUACCGGCAUCGAGUCUAAGCAUUACAAGAUCAAGACACCGCCAUUCACCAAGGGUGGAGACCAUGUCCUCGCCCUCAGCAGCGUUCAGGACAAGGCCGGCUGCCGCAACCAUCUGGAGAACGAGGUCAAGAUUUCCGUCCGGAGACAGCGACCCCGAGCAGCUUUCGGCUUGGCCGAGAAGAAGCAAAAGGUCAUGGCUGUCGAGGAUGCCAAGGUGAACCUUCCUCUUCGCCUCCAGGGUGAAGCGCCUUGGACGGUUUCGUACCGCAACCUCCACGGCAACGGCGAGGUACUUCAAAAGGUGGCGACCAAGCCGAACGACCAGAUCGUCGUCAAAUCCAAGGGUACUUAUGAGAUUGUCGACGUGACUGAUAAGCAGUGCCCCGGCACGGUCGAUCCCCAGGCUUCACGCUUCGAGGUUGACUGGUAUGCUCGGCCUGAGAUCAGCCUCGUCCAGUCAGACACAAUCUCUCCUGCGACAUCUGGCUUCACCAAGCUUGACGUGUGCGAGGGCGACAUUGACGGCCUCGAUCUGAACCUUGCGGGCGCUUCGCCUUACCACGUCCAGUACUCGGUCCGCCACAAGCCCCUCCGCGGCGCCGAUUCCAGGAGCACAAAGGACUUCGACGCUGCUCAGAACCGGGCGACCAUCGCCAUGGACACGUCCAAGGCUGGCGAGUACACGUACACGUUUUCGGCGCUGGCCGACGUUCUCUACGAUAGCGACAAGAACUUCACGCCUCUCGUGGUGCGACAGCGCGUCAACGCCAAGCCCUCUGCAUCCUUUGUGAAGCCUGGACAGUCGUUCAAGUACUGCCAGUCGGAGCAGGACAACGAGGACAAGAUUCCCAUUACGCUCACCGGCAUUGCGCCCUUUUACCUCGAGCUUGAGAUUAAGCACCACGGCGGAACGGUGCCCGAGGUUUACCGGAUCCCCAGCAUCAGCACCAGCUCGUACUCGAUCCAGAUGCCGCGACAGCAUCUCCACCUCGGCGUGCAGCACGUGCGGAUCCGCGAAGUGCGCGACGCGCGCGGCUGCCUGCAGCGGUACGACCUCAACGCGCCUUCGGUGCAGGUCCACCUGUACGAUGCGCCGGCCAUCUAUCCCCUCGAGACGCGGGAAGACUUCUGCGUGGGCGAGCGCAUCGCGUACACGCUGUCCGGCACGCCGCCGUUCGAGAUCUGGUACGACUUCCAAGGCCAGCAGCGCAAGGCCAAGUCGCAGACGACCAGCUUCCGGCGCGUGGCCGAGACGCCGGGCGACUUCACCAUCACGUCCGUCUCGGACAAGGCGUCGGAGUGCCGGGCGUCGGUCGACAUGACCAAGACGAUCCACCCGCUGCCCGCCGUGCGGAUCAGCAAGGGCAAGCAGACGCGCGUCGACAUUCACCAGGGCAACGAGGUCGAGAUUCACUUUGACUUUUGGGGCACGCCGCCGUUUGAGUUUACGUACACGCGCAGCUCCAACCCGAAGCGCGGCCAGAAGGUCGAGGUGCUCGAGACGAAGCGCGGCGUCUCGUACGAGACGAGCACCGUGAUCCGCGCGAGCGAGGAGGGCACGUACGAGGUUGUCGCCAUCAAGGACAAGUUCUGCUCCUUCUCGACGCAGCAGGUCCAGGACGGCAAGGACCAGAAGCUGCUGAAGUACUAG